Molecule: messenger RNA, 2359 nt
Organism: Trichogramma pretiosum
Lineage: Eukaryota; Metazoa; Arthropoda; Insecta; Hymenoptera; Trichogrammatidae
Gene: pygo
Product: protein pygopus
Exons: 2
Coding region: 617-1939 (440 amino acids)
Source: RefSeq, a predicted model, not a curated record
ACUUCUCGUUACAAUUUGUUGAUACUCAAUACCAUCAACCGUAACGCUGUAUCGUAUAUAGUCCACGCGGAGGCUGCGUGAAUUUUCGGGGGCGUUCGGAGAGAAGAGAAAAAAAGGAACGAUUCGCAGACGAUCGAAUUGUGUGAUACUUCGUUAUAUGCACGCGCAGAGUGCUCCGAAGCGGCUCCGCGCGACACAGCUCCUGUAUGUACACAUAAAAUACGCAAGACUCGAUUGUACCCACGGUCGUGUGUCGUCUCUUCGCGCUCCUCUCUCGGAUAUACAUAAGUGUAUGUACACUGCGGCGACUUCGUUUCUCGCGCUUAUUGUAUGUACCCAUGGUACAUACGUAUAUAUCGUACGUGUAUAUAUGUAGUGCUGUGGUAGGUAUACACAUCGGUGCGAGUGCCAGAUUAUAAAGCCCGAGCAAAAGAGUACAGUGUUUUGUUUUUUUUUUAAUUUUGGAUUAAAUCGAGGCAAAUGUCACGCGAGAAUGCGGCAGCAGCGAACGACAGAAUUGAUUCUCGCUUCUUCGACGUGCACCACGCUGCCUCUGUGAGAGCGAGCGGACGUUGUUGUUGAGUUUGAAAGAGCCCAGUUUUAGCAUAAUUAAGAUAUGGAUAUGAAUGGAAUUGGACUAGGCUUAGGAGUAGGCGUAGGUGCUCCUUCACCAUCGACCACACAAGGACCCAGCAAUCCUAAAAAGAAAAGAAGAAAUAACUCUAAUGCACAACAAGCUAAUCAAAGGCCACAAAUUCAAGAUUUCUUACCACCGCCUUUAUCUGGAUUUGGUGAUAUUGUUGUUGCUAGUAAUCCAUUUGAUGACGCACCACCACAAGGAAUGAAUCCUGCACUUCAUAACGGACCUCAACAAAUGCAUCAUCAUCCACAACAUCACAUGGGAAAUCCACAAAUAAGAGGAAUGAACCCAAUGGCUAUGUCUCACAUGGGUAACAUGAAUGCAAUAAAUAAUCCACCAAUGGGUAACCCUAUGGGUCCAAUGGGAAGUAUGCCAAAUUCAAAUCAUCCAAAUUCAAUGAAUAAUAUGAAUCAUAUGAACAGCAUGCGACCCAAUAUGCCACAAGGUAAUAUUGGACCUUCGAUGAAUGUAUCAAUUAAUAUGAAUAUGAAUCAAAUGAUAAACCCGCAAAUAAAUGGACCAGGAAUGAACAGUCCUAUUAAUGGAAUGAAUCAUAACAUAGGAAGUCCAAUGGGUGGACCUAUUGGCUCACCAAUAAAUAAUAUGAGUCCAAAUCAUAUUCCUAAUAAUCCAAUGAACGUGCCAGCAAUGAAUCAACCAAAUGUACCAAUAUCUCACAGUGCUCCGCAAUCACUUCCAAAUCACAUGAAUAAUAUUCGUCCCGGAUUGAACAGACCUCACAACAUGCCACAUGCACCGAUAAACUCUCCUGUAGCAAAUUCUAUGGUUGGUAAUAACCAAAUGGGUAACAUGAACAUGAUGAGGCCGCAAAUGAGUAAUAUGUCCAAUGUGAAUUUAAAUCCACGCAAUCAAUUAACAUCAAUGGGUAAUCCAAUGGGAAAUAUUUCCAACAACAUAGCUGUUGGGAAACCACCUAGUCAUGGAUUAAAUGUUGGCAAUACAGUAUCUCCCCAUGGCCUACCAGGACCAGGAUCGUUAGGACCUAAGCCAAUACCGGAAACAACGGGCAAAGUCUACCCACCUGAUCAACCUAUGGUUUUUAAUCAUCAAAAUCCUAAUGCACCUCCAAUAUCACCUUGUGGUGUUUGUCAUAAAGAAGUGCAUGCAAAUGAUCAAGCUAUAUUAUGUGAAUCUGGUUGCAAUUUCUGGUUUCACAGACGUUGUACAGGAUUAUCUGAGAUUGCCUAUGAUUUGUUAAUGCAUGAAGUGUGUGCAGAAUGGGCAUGUGAUAGGUGCAUGCAAUCUAAAAAUGUUACUCUGGUUAAGCUUAAACCAUAAACGCAUUAGUUUUAAGUUCAAGGCUUUUCUUGAAAAAUGAAUUGAAAAUUAUGAAUUAAUUAUGAACGAAUGAAAUUGUGAAUGAAUUAAAAAUUGUGUAUAAACUAUGGAUAGUUGAAUUUAAAAAAUUAUCCAAAAAGAACUAACAAAUUAUUAUAAGAGUUACUAUGAACUGAUCAUAAACUACUCUACCAAGUUUUAAAGAAACAUGACAUGUAAUCUUAUUUUAUUUAUAUCAUUAGUGUUUUUAUUUUAUUUUUAGAUUGUUUUGUCCUUAAAAAACAAAAUUUUCAUAAGAAUACUGUAUUUUUGCGAACAAUAAUGUACAAAAAUUAAUGUAACGAGAUCUAUUGAGCAAUAUUGAUCUUUGUUUUUUGUAAAUGUAAAAUAAAUGAAUUUGCCAUAUAAUUAUACAUUUUA